AUGCCAGGCCAGGGGCCGUCAGGGGCCCGUCGGGCACUGGUGGCACUGGUGGCCAUGCUGGGCUGGCUGCUGGCCCUGCAGCUACUGCUCGACUUGAGGGCUCUGGGGCUGCUCUGUGGGGCCCUGGCAGUGCUGGGCGGCUGGCUGGGCCCCCGGGCCCUCAGCCCUCCUGGCCGGAGGCUCCGGCUGGAGCAUUUUAUCAGCUCCCUGCAGCCCCCGCCUCACUGUCCAGCAGCUGAGGGGCAGCUGGAGAGGGAGAUCGCCGGUACUGUCCACAAAGUGGUGCGGGAUUUUGUCGCCUCCUGGUAUUGCACAGUCAGCAGUGAGGCGGCCUUUGAGGCUGAGGUGGAGAAGGCCAUGAUGGGCCUGGCUGCUGAGCUGAGGCGGCGGAUGGGGCGAGUGGACCGCCAAGCCCUGGCCCACCGCCUCCUCCUUCUCUGCGGCCAUCACUUGCAGAGCUACCUGCAGGCCCGUGAGGCCCUGAGGGGCGAUCCAGAGGGCGGCCGGACCCUGUGGCAGGAGUACAGCCGGCUGGUAGGGCCACACCCUGCCCUCUGCAGCCCAGCAGCUGAGGUGGGCUACGCCCGGGCUGCUGUGGAGACACUGCUGCAGGCGCUCGUGCCCUGGCCCCACCUGGAGACACGGACGGGACGCUUCGUGGUGGUGGAGCUGGUUGCCUGCAACGUCCUGCUGCCAGCCAUCAGGAAGAUGGGUGAUCCUGACUGGAUCAACUUGCUGCUCAUUGGGGCUUUCUCUAAGAAGCCCCGGGGUGAGGAGCCACCCCCUGCACCCCCAGUGCCUGAUUUCUUGCCCUUCACAGUGCAGACAGACGCCGCCCCUGCUGGGCUGCCCACCUCCCCGAGGGCCACGGAGGUGCCUGGGCGAGAAGCAGGGGCUGCUGGUGAGGAGGGAGAGGACGCAGUGAGCAGGCUGUGCCACACAGAGGAGCCCUUCCUCUGCCCGCAAGCCCUGGGUUCCCUCUUCCCCUGCGAGGGGUUGGAGCUGGAGUCCCCCGCACCUGAUGCAGGCCAGGAUAUGGACUUGCUGGCACCAUCGCCUGCGGCUGAGUUCCUCAGUGAACCCCUCCAGGAGACCUCCACUGUGCUGGAGGGACCAGCGACCUCGGAGGAUGGUGUGGGGGACCUGGAGGAGGGCAUUGCCACCAGCUUGGAUGGUGGCCUGCUUCCCACCUCUACUUUUGCCCUGAGCUCCUGCCCUGACAUCCAUAUUGACCUGGCAGUUGAGAAGGAAGAGGAAAGUCUGGCUGUUCUCAAAAAGGCCUCUUCGCAGAGGCCCUCCAGCUUGGGGAAAGAUCUGGGGGCAGCAGAGGGCCCACAACAAAUCUCCCCAGAUGUGGGGCAGCCUCUGCCCGUGCUCUCAUCUUCCCCAACGGCUUCCAUCAGCACCUUCAGCUUUGAGCCCCUCAGCAGCCCCGAUGGGCCAGUUGUCAUCCAGAACCUGCGGAUAACCGGGACCAUCACUGCCCGAGAGCACAGUGGGACUGGUUUCCACCCCUACACCCUGUACACCGUCAAGUAUGAGACAGCCCUGGAGGGUGAGAGCGCAGGCAGCCUUCAGCAAAUGGCUUACCACACCGUGAACCGCCGUUACCGGGAGUUCCUCAACCUCCAGACCAGACUGGAGGAGAAACCCGAGCUCCGCAAGUUCCUGAAAAAUAUCAAAGGCCCAAAGAAACUGUUCCCUGAUCUCCCAUUUGGAAACAUGGACAGUGAUAAAGUGGAAGCCAGAAAAAGUCUGCUAGAAUCUUUCUUGAAGCAAUUGUGUGCGGUCCCUGAGAUUGCAAACAGCGAGGAGGUGCAGGAGUUCCUUGCCCUGAACACUGAUGCCAGAAUUGCGUUCGUCAAGAAGCCUUUUGUUGUCUCCAGGAUAGACAAGAUCGUUGUCAAUGCCAUUGUGGACACUUUGAAGACGGCAUUCCCCAGAUCAGAGCCCCAGAGCCCCACGGAGGAUCUUAGCGAGUCUGAAGUGGAUGGGAAAUCUCAGACGGACGGGAAGAAGGCUAACAAGUCUAGGCUGAGGUUCUCAUCCAGUAAAAUUGCUCCAGUGCUGAGUGUGAGUGAAGCGCAUGACAGGAUUGUGUACUCUAUCAGGGAGGGCAGUUCAGUCUCUGGCACCCUGUCACUGGCUGCUAUGGAGUCCUUCAUCCAGAAGCAGGAGAAGCUGCUGGAGGCAGUCCCCAGCAAAGCUCCCGAAGGCGAGGGAGGCAGAGAAAGCUCCAUGCAGGAGGAUAUGGAUGGGCUGAGCACAUUGGAGCAGGGGACACAUCUGGACACAGAGUCUGAUUCUGAGACAGCUUUGGCUGACCUGGCCCUGGACGUGCUUCGUCUGCUGCUGAUGGAUCACUGGAGCUGGCUGUGCACGGAGAACAUCCAGAAGGUCUUCCACCUGCUCUUCGGGACCCUCAUUCAAAGGUGGCUGGAAGUCCAGGUGGUUAACCUGACCUGCACCCAGCGUUGGGUCCAGUACCUCCAGUUGCUGCAGGAAUCCAUCUGGCCUGGAGGAGUUUUACCAGCAGUGCCUAAACCAGCCAGGACAGAGGAACAGAAGAAAGCAGCAGCAGAGCAGGCCCUGCAGAGCCUGAUGGGGAUCUUGCCUAAUGUGAUCCAAGAAAUCCUUGGAACCAGUAAAUGUCGGAUGAGCUGGAACCUGGUACUGGAGUCCCUGAGCCAGCCUGUGAUAAACAGGCACCUGGUUUUCUGCCUCUUGGACAUUCUGCUGGAGUUCUUGGUUCUGAAGGGCUCCAGUGAUGAGCUUGAAACCACAGCUGUCGCGCCGUCUGCCUCUAGUGGCCUGGACAAAGCAGGCAUUUCAGCACAUUAACCAGGGCUGGUGUAGCCAGCAGUGGAGGAGAGAAGCAGCCGCAGGCAUGGGAUGAUUUGAUUUUUCAGUGUUUACUGAACAUGUCUGGGAGCUUCUUGUAAAGAAUUUUUCCAGCCAGUGCUAAAUGAGGCUGCUUCCAGGCUUCUCUGUUUUGGCUGGG
This is a messenger RNA of Nipponia nippon (crested ibis), 3001 nucleotides long. It is a transcript of the gene SNX19, whose product is annotated as sorting nexin 19. Gene Ontology annotation, molecular function: phosphatidylinositol binding. Gene Ontology annotation, cellular component: intracellular membrane-bounded organelle. The record is from RefSeq and is a predicted model, not a curated record. NCBI's taxonomy places the organism in Eukaryota, Metazoa, Chordata, Aves, Pelecaniformes, Threskiornithidae.